AUGGGUGUCCUGCUUUCAUCGGUGGAGAAGCGUUGGCCCUCGAGCGUAGGGGUACUUGGUCGGCUCCAAGCGCCCUCGGCAACUGAGAGCGUGACCCUCUCAGGUACUGCCCCCGGGUGGGAGCCACCGGACGAUCCAGACACGGGCUCUGAGUGUUCGCAUCCAGAGGUCUCCCCGUCUCCACGCUUCGUGGCAGCGAAGACCCAGACGAACCAGUCGGGGAAAAAGGCUCCGGCCUCCGUGGUCCGAUGCGCUACCCUCUUACACCGCACCCCUCCAGCCACCCAAACCCCGACGUUCCGCACUCCAAAUUCGGGAUCUCCGGCAAGCAAGGCAACUGCAGCAGAAAGCGCUUUCAGUCGGAGGGUAGAAGGCAAAGCACAAAACCACUUUGAAGAGACGAAUAGCAGUUCCCAAAACUCCAGCGAAACUGCAAGUCCCCUGAUUUCCAAUCCUUUCCCUCUCCUACAGAAGCCCUACACGUGCGGCGCCUGUGGAAUCCAGUUCCAGUUCUACAACAACCUGCUGGAGCACAUGCAGUCCCACGCGGCGGACAACGAGAACAACAUCGCCUCCAACCAGUCCCGAUCGCCCCCUGCUGUCGUGGAGGAGAAGUGGAAGCCCCAGGCCCAGAGGAACAGUGCCAACAACACCACAACCAGUGGUUUAACACCUAACAGCAUGAUCCCUGAGAAGGAGCGGCAGAACAUCGCAGAGCGGCUGCUGCGGGUCAUGUGUGCCGACCUGGGCGCGCUGAGCGUGGUAAGUGGGAAGGAGUUCCUGAAGCUGGCCCAGACGCUGGUGGACAGCGGUGCCCGCUACGGGGCCUUCUCAGUCACCGAGAUCCUGGGCAACUUCAACACGCUGGCGCUGAAGCACCUGCCGCGCAUGUACAACCAGGUGAAGGUGAAGGUGACGUGCGCCUUGGGCAGCAACGCCUGCCUGGGCAUCGGCGUCACCUGCCACUCGCAGAGCGUCGGCCCUGACUCCUGCUACAUCCUCACGGCCUACCAGGCAGAGGGCAACCACAUCAAGAGCUAUGUGCUGGGCGUGAAGGGCGCGGACAUUCGCGACAGCGGCGACCUGGUGCACCACUGGGUGCAGAAUGUGCUGUCGGAGUUCGUGAUGUCGGAGAUCAGGACAGUGUACGUGACAGACUGCCGGGUGAGCGCAUCCGCCUUCUCCAAGGCCGGCAUGUGCCUUCGCUGCUCAGCCUGUGCCUUGAACUCGGUGGUGCAGAGCGUGCUGAGCAAGCGGACACUGCAGGCCCGCAGCAUGCACGAGGUCAUCGAGCUGCUCAACGUGUGCGAGGACCUGGCGGGCUCUACCGGCCUUGCCAAGGAGACCUUCGGCUCGCUGGAGGAGACCUCGCCGCCGCCCUGCUGGAACUCGGUCACGGACUCGUUGCUGCUGGUUCACGAGCGCUACGAGCAGAUCUGCGAGUUCUACAGCCGGGCCAAGAAGAUGAACCUCAUCCAGAGCCUCAACAAGCACCUGCUCAGCAACCUGGCCGCCAUCCUGACGCCGGUGAAGCAGGCGGUCAUCGAGCUGAGCAACGAGAGCCAGCCCACCCUGCAGCUGGUGCUGCCCACCUACGUCAGGCUGGAGAAGCUCUUCACGGCCAAGGCCAACGACGCGGGCACCGUCAGCAAGCUCUGCCACCUCUUCCUGGAGGCGCUCAAGGAGAACUUCAAGGUGCACCCGGCACACAAGGUGGCCAUGAUCCUGGACCCGCAGCAGAAGCUGCGGCCUGUCCCGCCCUACCAGCACGAGGAGAUCAUCGGCAAGGUGUGCGAGCUCAUCAACGAGGUCAAGGAGUCCUGGACCGAGGAUGCCGACUUCGAGCCCGCUGCCAAGAAGCCCCGCUCCACCCCCGGCGAGAACCCCGCCGCCCAGGAGGACGACCGGCUCGGAAAGAACGAAGUGUACGAUUACCUGCAGGAGCCCCUCUUCCAGGCCACCCCAGAUCUCUUCCAGUACUGGUCUUGCGUGACCCAAAAGCACACAAAACUCGCCAAGCUCGCCUUCUGGCUCCUCGCGGUGCCGGCCGUGGGGGCCAGGAGCGGGUGUGUAAAUAUGUGUGAACAAGCACUUCUCAUCAAAAGGAGGCGACUGCUCAGUCCAGAAGAUAUGAACAAACUCAUGUUUCUGAAAUCCAACAUGCUUUAAGACUUCGGGAUGAAAAGAAAGAACAAAGAAAAAAGAAGAGAAUGUUAGGGAAAAAAAAAAAACACACACAACACUGUCGCAAACAAAGAAAAAGGAAUUUAAGUUCUAAACACUGUGGACCUCA
This is a messenger RNA of Physeter macrocephalus (sperm whale), 2293 nucleotides long. Its product is annotated as zinc finger protein 618. The record is from RefSeq and is a predicted model, not a curated record. Lineage: Eukaryota; Metazoa; Chordata; Mammalia; Artiodactyla; Physeteridae. The coding region runs from base 1 to 2169 and encodes 722 amino acids. The transcript is spliced from 7 exons.